ACAAGUCGGCGUGUGUACUGUCUGAGCGAAGUGCAAGAGGUUUUGUAAAAGUGUCCUUUUGUCAGUUUACAAACUGUUGUUACGUUUUGAACUUCAGGAAUUUUAUCUAUACCGACGUCAACAACAACAAUACAGGUAGAAUAGUUUGCCAAAGUUAGCCGCAAAGCUAAAAACAACUGGCUGGAGAAGCUAAAAACAGCUGUAGCUAGCGUCAUCUGUAAAGUUAGUCAGGUAACCUCAUUUUAGUGGAAGUUGCAUGAUGUAUCCUUACUUUUUUAGUCAAAUAUGAGCUAAUCGUAAAAUAUGCAAGACCAUGGUCGUACUAAGAGAGGGGAUGUGUCCUGGACUGGAUGAAGGAUUGCUGCGUGACCUGCGUGCUGCUGAUAUUAAAACAGUGGAGGACCUGGUUUCAUCAGACACCGAGGCGCUUGCACAGAAAUGUUCUGUAUCCUAUAAGGCUCUUUUUGCCAUCCGCCGAGUGCUGUUAGCCCAACACACAGCAUUUCCUGUGUCAGGUGCUGAUCUGUAUGAAGACCUAUUGAGCUCAACAGCCAUCCUCUCCACUGGAAACCCCAGCUUAGAUAAACUGCUGGAUUCAGGCUUGUAUACUGGAGAGAUAACAGAGCUGUCAGGAGGCCCGGGAAGUGGCAAAUCUCAGGUGUGCUUCGGUGUUGCAGUGCACAUUUCCUACCAACUGAAACAGAGUGUGAUAUACAUCGAUACAACGGGAGGGCUGACCGCCAGCCGCUUGCUUCAAAUGUUGCAAACCAAAAGCAGCAACACAGAAGAGCAGAUGGAAUCUCUUCAGAGGAUCCGCAUUUUCCAUUUAUUUGACGUUUACUCUUUACUCGACUGUCUGUACAGUCUCCGCAGCGGUGGGCUUCAGCAGGCGUCUGUUGGUGGCGGAUCUGUCAAAGCAGUGAUUGUGGACUCUGUGUCAGCUGUUAUCUCGCCUCUACUGGGAGGCAAACAGAAUGAAGGCAUGUCCUUGAUGAUACAAGUGGCAGGAGUUCUUAAGACGAUGGCAAAGGACUUCAACGUUGCUGCUUUGGUAACAAACCACGUAACGAGAAGUGGCAGCGGGGAAGUGCAGCCGGGCCUUGGAGUUUCGUGGAGUCACAUCCCACGAACCAGGAUCCUGCUGGAGCGAGUAGAAAAGGCGUCGGCUGUCAGCCGGCCCACUCUGCGCUCUGCAACGCUGAUCAAGUCUUCCAGACAGCCUUGUCACAUCAAAGAGGAAUUUGACUUGCAGUGGUGGAGUCGCUCAGAAAAAGGGUCUUCGGGAAAGAGGAAACUGGAUGAGACGGAUUCCUGAUGAGAGCAGUUAUAAUCCUCUGCAUAAAUGUCACACCAAAGGGAGGCACGAUGCGCCUCUUGCGGAUACAUUCCCAGAUCCAGCUGGGUGUCACUCUCUGAGCCUCGCUGUCCUCUUCCGGUUCGGCCAGUGUGUGCGUGGCAGAGGCGGCGUCGUAAUCUGGCACGAGGUCCCCGUCG
Messenger RNA from Archocentrus centrarchus (flier cichlid), 1494 nucleotides. It is a transcript of the gene rad51d, whose product is annotated as RAD51 paralog D. Gene Ontology annotation, cellular component: replication fork; microtubule organizing center; Rad51B-Rad51C-Rad51D-XRCC2 complex. The coding region runs from base 314 to 1315 and encodes 333 amino acids. Gene Ontology annotation, molecular function: four-way junction DNA binding; single-stranded DNA binding; ATP-dependent DNA damage sensor activity. Gene Ontology annotation, biological process: reciprocal meiotic recombination; DNA strand invasion; telomere maintenance. The transcript has 11 exons. Lineage: Eukaryota; Metazoa; Chordata; Actinopteri; Cichliformes; Cichlidae. The record is from RefSeq and is a predicted model, not a curated record.